Molecule: messenger RNA, 5244 nt
Organism: Dermochelys coriacea (leatherback sea turtle)
Lineage: Eukaryota; Metazoa; Chordata; Testudines; Dermochelyidae
Gene: MARCHF6
Product: membrane associated ring-CH-type finger 6
Exons: 26
Coding region: 245-3064 (939 amino acids)
Cellular component (GO): endoplasmic reticulum membrane
Molecular function (GO): zinc ion binding
Source: RefSeq, a predicted model, not a curated record
GCAUGUGCGUGCGCACGUGUUGUGGGGGGGGGCGUAGGCGUAGGCGUAGGCGUAGGCGUGAGUGUUGCUGGCCUCUACUCGGGACACGUAUCUCUUUGGGGCAGGCGCGCCGAGAAUUGCAGUCACUCUCUCUCUCUCUCACACACACGCAGAGACGCUCCCCUUUGGGUCAGCAGGCGGCCGCCGGGGGGCGCUGGAGGCGAGCGCGGCGCUCUAGGCCGCUGCGCUCAGCCGGGCUGGCUCUAUGGUGCUCACUCUGCGAACCCCGCGGCCCCCGCCCCACCGCGGUCACACCACCCGCCCGCCGGCCGCGGCGCUGCGUCAGCCGGACAAGAUGGAGACCGCCGAGGAAGACAUAUGUAGGGUGUGUCGGUCUGAAGGAACACCUGAGAAACCCCUCUAUCAUCCGUGCGUGUGUACUGGCAGUAUUAAAUUUAUUCAUCAAGAAUGCUUAGUUCAGUGGCUGAAACACAGCAGAAAAGAAUACUGUGAAUUAUGUAAGCACAGAUUUGCUUUCACACCAAUUUAUUCCCCAGAUAUGCCUUCACGGCUUCCAAUCCAAGAUAUUUUUGCUGGACUGGUUACAAGUAUUGGCACAGCAAUACGAUACUGGUUUCACUAUACACUUGUGGCCUUUGCAUGGUUGGGAGUUGUACCUCUUACAGCAUGCCGUAUCUACAAGUGCUUGUUUACUGGCUCCGUGAGCUCACUAUUGACACUGCCGUUAGAUAUGCUGUCAACGGAAAAUUUAUUGGCAGACUGUUUACAGGGUUGUUUUGUGGUCACAUGCACACUCUGUGCAUUUAUCAGUCUAGUGUGGUUACGUGAACAGAUUGUCCAUGGAGGAGCACCACAGUGGUUGGAACAAAAUCAACAGCCACCGAAUGGUCUUGGCCAACAGAAUGAGGCUCAGGGGUUAGGAAAUGAUGGAGGUGAAAAUGCUGCACUUGAUCAACCUGCUAACCCACCUGCUGAGAAUGCAGUUGUAGGCGAAAACCCAGAAAUUCAGGAAGAACCGGGAGAUGAGGAAGAUGAAGACAAUGAAGAUGAAGAAGAUGCUGUAGUAGAAGAUGCAGCAGAUGCAAACAAUGGAGCCCAAGAUGACAUGAAUUGGAAUGCUUUGGAAUGGGAUCGAGCAGCAGAAGAGCUUACAUGGGAGAGAAUGCUUGGGCUUGACGGAUCUCUGGUUUUUUUAGAACAUGUCUUUUGGGUGGUGUCUUUAAACACACUGUUCAUACUUGUGUUUGCUUUUUGUCCUUACCACAUUGGUCACUUCUCUGUUGUUGGCCUGGGUUUUGAGGAAUAUGUUCAAGCAUCUCACUUUGAAGGCCUGAUCACAACAAUAGUUGGCUAUGUGCUGCUAGCAAUAAAUCUAAUUGUUUGUCAUGGUUUGGCAGCGCUUGUAAAAUUCCAGAGAUCACGUCGCUUAUUGGGAGUCUGCUAUAUUGUUGUUAAGGUUUCCUUAUUAGUGGUUGUAGAAAUUGGUGUGUUCCCCCUUAUCUGUGGCUGGUGGCUGGAUAUAUGCUCCUUGGAAAUGUUUGAUGCUACUUUGAAAGACAGAGAGUUGAGCUUUCAGUCUGCCCCUGGUACCACAAUGUUCCUACACUGGUUAGUGGGAAUGGUUUACGUCUUUUACUUCGCAUCUUUCAUUCUCUUACUGAGAGAGGUACUGAGACCUGGUGUCCUGUGGUUUCUGAGGAAUUUGAAUGAUCCGGAUUUUAAUCCAGUUCAGGAAAUGAUUCACUUGCCGAUUUAUAGACAUCUCAGGAGGUUUAUUUUAUCAGUGAUCGUCUUUGGGUCAAUUGUCCUGCUCAUGCUUUGGCUUCCUAUACGUAUUAUUAAGUAUCUGUUGCCUAAUUUUCUUCCAUAUAAUGUCAUGCUCUACAGUGAUGCUCCAGUGAGUGAACUUUCUCUGGAGCUGCUUUUGCUUCAGGUGGUGCUGCCAGCUCUGCUUGAACAAGGACACACGAGACAGUGGUUGAAAGGUCUUGUACGAGCAUGGACUGUUACAGCUGGGUACUUGCUGGACCUCCAUUCUUACUUACUUGGAGACCAGGAAGAGAAUGAGAACAAUGCAAACCAGCAACCUAAUAACCAGCAUGCUCGCAAUAACAAUGCCAUUCCAGUUGUGGGAGAAGGUCUUCAUGCAGCCCAUCAAGCCAUACUUCAGCAAGGAGGACCUGUGGGUUUCCAGCCUUACCAUAGGCCUUUAAAAUUCCCACUCAGGAUAUUUCUGUUGAUUGUUUUCAUGUGUAUAACAUUACUGAUUGCCAGUCUUAUCUGCCUUACAUUACCAGUAUUUGCUGGCCGUUGGUUAAUGUCGUUUUGGACGGGAGCAGCCAAAAUCCAUGAACUGUACACAGCUGCUUGUGGUCUUUAUGUCUGCUGGUUAACAAUUCGGGCGGUGACGGUUCUAGUCGCAUGGAUGCCGCAGGGUCGCAGAGUGAUUUUUCAGAAGGUUAAAGAGUGGUCCCUCAUGAUAAUGAAGACACUGAUAGUAGCUGUGCUACUAGCUGGUGUGGUUCCACUUCUGCUUGGUCUUCUGUUUGAACUGGUAAUUGUUGCUCCUUUGAGAGUUCCUUUGGAUCAGACACCUCUAUUCUACCCAUGGCAGGACUGGGCUCUUGGAGUUCUUCAUGCCAAAAUAAUUGCUGCCAUAACUCUGAUGGGCCCACAAUGGUGGUUGAAAACAGUUAUCGAACAGGUUUAUGCAAAUGGAAUUCGUAAUAUCGAUUUACAUUUUAUCAUUCGAAAACUGGCAACUCCUGUAAUCUCUGUUCUAUUACUUUCCCUUUGUGUACCUUAUAUCAUAGCUUCUGGUGUUGUUCCUUUGUUAGGUGUUACUGCUGAAAUGCAAAAUUUAGUACAGCGCCGAAUUUAUCCUUUCCUACUCAUGGUGGUGGUUUUGUUGGGGAUCCUGUCCUUCCAGGUCCGCCAGUUCAAGCGCCUUUAUGAACAUAUUAAAAAUGACAAGUACCUUGUUGGACAACGACUUGUGAAUUACGAGCGAAAAUCUGGUAAACAAAGCACAUCAACACCACCACCUCAGUCUUCGCAAGAAUAGAAUGGUCACAUUAAACACCUUAAGCUUUUCUUUGCCUUUACAUGUCCUUUUUCACAGACUUUUCUUCAAUCUUUGGACAUACUUCCCAAUGAUCUUCUCAGCAGUGUUUUUAUUUUUCGCUUCUCUUUGUAGCAAUCAGAUAGCAGUUAAGGUUCUUUGUCUUUACCUGCAUAUUCUGAUGUUAUCCAUGCUGUCUGAGGUCUGUAAAUGUGUAAAUAGAAGUAUCCUGAUACCUAAAACCUUGGAUUAAAAAGAAUGUGCAUUGUACAUCUUUAAAAAAAGUAUAUUAAUUUAUUAAAUCGAGUUGUCACUUUAUUUUGGACUGCUGUUCUGUUGACAAACAAUGUGCCACAAAUGAAUGGUGCAAAGGGGCAAGUCAUUUUUAUAAAAAUUGGAGCAUAUUUUAUGGUGUUCAUGACAGUUCUUAUUACAGUAAUAGUAAUACGAUUUUCUUGGGCUGGAAGGCCACACUGGGAAUAUAAAAAGGAAAUAACCACCCUUCCAGUCAGCAGUGAAGUGGCUGUGGUAAGAACACAAUGAACUAUGUACCUUACCGUCGGUCUUUUUUAUUGUUUUGUAUAACACCAAAGCUGUUGUACAUUUUCUAUUGCCUGAUUAUUUUUUUUCAUGUGUCUGGGUUUGUAAUAUUGUACAGUUACUGGUAGGUCAAGAAAAAUAUUUCCUUAUUUAGACAGUACUUUAGGGGCUCAGUGAUAUUCUUUGGCACUGGAAAUCAGGAUUUCAUGAUUCUAAGCACUAAAUCAAAAUUCAAUAGCGCUAAAUGGUAGGAGCACUUAAACCUGCCAAUUGAGGGGUAUGUAAGAAGACUACAGUUCUAAUUCUCAACCAGUAUUUCCCUGAAAUAUCUAAAGCUCUGCAUUUUAAAUGAUUACAGUAAAUUUCCCUAAUGAGUUUUUUUACUCAGGAGAAGCUUAGCUGACAUGUUUGCACAGGACCAUAGUGUAAGAAACAUGCUGUGAAAUGCUCUUUCACUGAAGACCUUGAAAAACUUUUUUUCUUAUAACCGAAGCUGCAAAUUAUACUAUAAACGUUGUGUUAGAUCACAUACGAAUAAAAUAAAUCUUUACCUUUUCAUUUGUAAGGGAGUAACACUAGAAACUUUCAGUGAACAUGUACAGAAUGUUAUCUGUGGAAAAAGAAAUCCACAUAGUAUUAAACAGAGUUAAAGAAAAAUGAACUAAUUUCUUUGCAAAGAUGCAGCCAAACGAGAGCCACCAAAAUCAAGUUCAACAAUUUCUGAUAUUUUUAUAUUUAGAUAGAAAUUUUUUCAGUGGUGAUAAUGAUUUUUUACAUAGAUGUCUUUUAAAGAAAAAUACAGAACAAUAAUACAAAGCUUUAAGUAGAGUUAAAUCAUGUGCUUAGAUGCAGUUAUCCGUUUCCGGACUGUAUGAGGAAAAAAAUAUAUGGAGAUUUAUUGUGAUAAUCAGAAAACUAAAGGAACAUGCUUAAAUUACUACUCAGCAUUCUCCCUGAGCAUUGCAUAUUUAAUUAUAUGUAUAUAAAAUAUAAUACAUUGGACAUACAAGAUACUGUAUCUCUGCCUUUGAUUUGACAGUGAAGUUUGAGAGCUGUAUUGGUCCAGGAUUUUUUUAAACCAAAUUAAUAUCUUGGUAUCAGGAGCCUAGAUUCCUUGACAAUGUACACAAGCCAAAUGCAUCAGUGUAAAGCAGUAGGAGGAUUGGGCUAUUGCUACCAAGAGGUCAACAACUGGUACUUUACAUUACUUUAUUCUAGUAAUUUUGAACUAUAAUAUGUGAGCACUUCAGAGUGAUUCUUAGAAAUUGUCCAGUAAAAUGAAGUAAUGGAAAAAUGGCCUAAAAAUUUUCACUGUCCGUGUCAAUUUAAAGUUAAAUUGAGUAUUCACAUCCCAAAUAUUUUUGACAUGCAAAUGUUUUACAUUUGAAUGUGUAUAGUGGUGUACUUUCUGUAAGAUAAAUAUUUUUCAAAAAGAGGAAAUUUACUGGUAACGCUUUGAGUUCCACCAAGAUUUGAUCCAGGACGAAGUCUUUGGUAAACAAUUCCAAACAGUCUUACCACUCACAUAUUGCCAGCACUGCUGUGCUGCUUCAUGUAGCAUUUUCAGUAGUGCACUCUUGUAAUUUGUGUUUUUUAUCCAGAUAAACUGGUCUUCAAGAAAUAUUAAAGUUUAUUAAGAAAAA